Molecule: messenger RNA, 1810 nt
Organism: Oncorhynchus kisutch (coho salmon)
Lineage: Eukaryota; Metazoa; Chordata; Actinopteri; Salmoniformes; Salmonidae
Product: 5,6-dihydroxyindole-2-carboxylic acid oxidase-like
Exons: 9
Coding region: 93-1688 (531 amino acids)
Biological process (GO): melanosome organization; melanocyte differentiation
Cellular component (GO): melanosome
Molecular function (GO): oxidoreductase activity
Source: RefSeq, a predicted model, not a curated record
UGUGUGUGUGUGAGCAGUAGGCUAUAUGAGAGAGAAGGGGCCAAUGGGCCGUCCCUAGUGGGUGAUCAGUUGGACUGAGACAGAGGAACAGCAUGCACUACCACAGUAUGUGUUGUCUGGGUCUCCUGGUGGUGGUGGCUCUGACCCCGUGGACCCUGGCACAGUUCCCCAGAGAAUGUGUCACCUCAGCGGGGCUACGGAGCGGCCAGUGCUGCCCCUCUCCCACUGGAGCCCUGGACGACGAGUGUGGUUCUGCCACAGCGAGGGGUCAGUGUGUGGCCGUAGCUGCCGACAGCCACCGCCACGGCCCCCAGUACCCACAUGACGGCCGGGACGACCGGGAACGCUGGCCGUUAAGGUUCUUUAACCGGACGUGCCGGUGUAACGGGAGCUUUGCGGGGUAUAACUGUGGCCGGUGCCGGUAUGGACUCACCGGACCGAACUGUGAUCAGAGGAUAUCUGUGGUCAGGAGGAAUGUGAUGCAGAUGAGUUCAGCAGAGAAGCAGGCGUUUGUGAACUCUCUGGACCAGGCCAAGAGGACCGUCCACCCUGACCUGGUCAUCUGCACACGACGUUACCAGGAAGUGUACGGUCCGGACGGUAACACCCCUCAGUUUGACAACGUCACCAUCUAUAACUACUUUGUGUGGACACACUACUACUCUGUCAGCAAGACCUACAUGGGGGCGGGGCAGGCUAGCUUUGGGGGUGUGGACUUUUCUCACGAAGGCCCGGGAUUCGUCACCUGGCACAGGUUCCAUCUGCUGCAGCUGGAGAGAGAUAUGCAGGACAUGUUGGGUGAUGCCACCUUUGCCCUCCCCUACUGGAACUUUGCCAUCGGCGGCAGUGAGUGUGAGGUGUGUACUGACGACCUCCUAGGAGCCAGGUCUGUCUUCGAUAUGAACAGCCUCAGCCCCAACUCUGUCUUCUCCCAGUGGAGGGUGAUCUGUGAGAGUGUAGAGGACUACGACACUCUAGGAACCAUCUGUAACAAUUCAGAGACCAGUCCCAUCAGGAGGAACCCAGCCGGUAACAUGGCGCGACCCAUGGUGCAGAGGCUGCCUGAACCCCAGGAUGUAGUGGACUGUCUGGACCUGAAAACCUUCGAUACCCCACCUUACUACUCCACCUCUUCAGAGAGCUUCAGGAACACCGUAGAGGGCUACAGUGCCCCUCAGGGUGGCUAUGACCCAGUGGUGCGCAGCCUCCAUAACCUGGCUCACCUGUUCCUCAACGGGACAGGAGGGCAGACACACCUGUCCCCUAACGACCCCAUCUUUGUCCUGCUCCACACCUUCACUGACGCCAUCUUUGAUGAGUGGCUGAGCCGACACGCCCCAGGGGAGGCAGUGUACCCGGAGGAGGAUGCUCCUAUUGGUCACAACAGACAGUUCAACAUGGUUCCCUUCUGGCCACCCGUCACCAACGCUGAGAUGUUCGUCACAGCCCCCGAGAACCUGGGAUACACCUACGAGGUCACAUGGCCCACUCGCCCCUACACGCUGUCUGAGAUCAUCACCAUAGCGAUCAUCGCCGCGGUGCUGGUGGCUGCGGUGGUGUCGGGGGUCAUGGCGUGUGCCAUGCGUGCUCGCUACUUCCGCUCGGCUGAGGGACUGGAGCCGUUGCUAGGGGAGACCUUCCGUCGCUACUCAGACAGACAGACGGACAAGAGCCAGUCUGUCGUGUAGAGAUCAUGUGUCUCCACCGGCACCCUAUUCACUAUGUAGUGCACUACUAGUGACCAGAGCCCUAUUCCCUAUAUAGUGCACUACUAGUGACCAGAGCCCUAUUCCCUAUAUAGUGAACUACU